Messenger RNA from Drosophila erecta, 589 nucleotides. Its product is annotated as pupal cuticle protein Edg-78E. Lineage: Eukaryota; Metazoa; Arthropoda; Insecta; Diptera; Drosophilidae. Bases 90 to 494 code for a protein of 134 amino acids. The record is from RefSeq and is a predicted model, not a curated record. Gene Ontology annotation, molecular function: structural constituent of chitin-based larval cuticle. The transcript has 2 exons. Gene Ontology annotation, cellular component: chitin-based extracellular matrix.
UCCUAUAAAACAUUGCUGAUCUGCCACCGAGUUAUCAUUCAGAGUCGUCUCUUAGCCGCAGACACACGCACUCCUUCAAUUCAGCUAAGAUGUUCCGCUACGUGCUCGUCGCCUCCGCCAUCAUGGCCUGCGCCUACGCCGCCGCCACCUACAGCCCGGAUGGUUCUGCCUACAUCACCAAGAUCGGCUCCGACAUCCAGCCCGAGGGCAACUACAACUACCAGUACGAGACCAGCAACGGAAUCGCCGCCCAGGAGUCCGGAAUCGGAGGAAACCACGCCAACGGAGCCUUCUCGUGGUACUCCCCCGAAGGUCAGCUGGUUCAGAUCUCGUACCUGGCCGAUGAGAACGGAUACCAGCCCCAGGGAGCCCUCCUGCCCACUCCUCCCCCAAUCCCCGCUGAAAUCCUGAGGAGUCUGGAGUACAUCCGCACCCAUCCCCAGUACGUCGACCAGGAUUACCGCAGGCCCGCCCUCAAGAGGCUGAUCGGUUAAGCAGGAGAGGAAGUCUCAUGUGAUAACAAAUCAAGAGCUUUAUUACGAAUCGUAAAAAUGUUAAUGUAGAAAUGAAAUAAACGACGAAACGUAAA